This is a messenger RNA of Hemiscyllium ocellatum (epaulette shark), 1216 nucleotides long. RefSeq names its product C2 calcium-dependent domain-containing protein 4C-like. The transcript has 2 exons. The coding region runs from base 29 to 808 and encodes 259 amino acids. The record is from RefSeq and is a predicted model, not a curated record. NCBI's taxonomy places the organism in Eukaryota, Metazoa, Chordata, Chondrichthyes, Orectolobiformes, Hemiscylliidae.
UCCGAGGUGACCCGGAGUCCGUGCAUACAUGGUAUCCAAGACUUCUUACAUCUCCUUCAAAGCUAACAUAGGAAGUAUGCUGCCCUGGUCCAAGCAUGCCAACGCCAAAGUUGUCACAGCAGACAAGAAGCGGCGCUGCCACAGCUCCAAGGACAUCUUCAGCGUGAUGGUGACUCCCGACCGGAUCCCCAAGUUCUUCAUCCCGCCUUUGGACAUCCCCCUUCCGCGGGAGCAGGGUCAGAGAGCUCAGAGAGGCGCCUCCUCACCAGACCUGCUGCUCUCGGGCCGGUUGCAAGCCCCGGAAAGGCCCAGCUCCGAGAGGAGCUGCUCCGAGCCCAACGUGGCGAGGGAGCGGCUUCAGAAGAGGCCGAGCUGCGGGGGCCAGGCUGCUGGGGACCACUCCGACCCCCCGACCCGAGCUGCCAUGUCCCUGCCCCAUCUGCAGAAAAUCACCACCCCUUACGGCUUCCCUGCCCUCGGAGAGGUGCCGCACAUUAAGAGGAAGGAGUCACUUUUCUUUGAAGGCGACCUGGCGGAGGUGAGGGGCGGCAGGGGGAGGAGCGCGGUGCUGGGGAGGAGAAGCUGUGUCCGGGUCAGCGGCCUCGCUGGGUGGGAAGAGCAGAGAGCCAGCAGCAGCAGCGGCAGCGGCUCGGGCUGUUGGGGACCCACCGCCGAGCGCAGCCCCCAGAGCAGCUCCUACCCCAGCUUCAUGAAAGACAAGAGCAAGUUCCAGCUCCUCAUCAGGAAACACCUCAACAGCAUCAAGCGCCUGAAGUCCACUCGGGCCGCUUGGCGGGCCGCCCUCUGAGCAGCCCCAGCUCCCGGAGUUGACAGAUCAGAGACUCCUCGAUUCCGCCGAGCCAUUAUGUUUCACCAUCAUCAUCACCAUCGCCAUUAGCCCAUCGGGCAGGCCAUCGGCAACACGGGCGGCUGGACUCCCAUCCCCGGCUUCUCUCAGGUUGCUUGUGAAGUCGUUGCUCUCCGUUUGGAUUGGAGCAAGUUGUUUUUUUUUACCGGCUGCCUUCGGGAUACCGCAAUGCUAAUCGCCCUGUGCUAAAACAAAUGGCCAUGUCCGAACAGAGCACUUUGCAAAUACAAGGUGCUGCACUGUAUUCGUGUCCGUUCUUGUAGCAUGAGGAUUUAGAUUGGUGUGAACUGUAUCAGUAUUAAAGUGUACUCGAUUUACUUGCAAACAAUAAAGCAUUGUUCGAUACUG